CCGUCUGCACACCGAGCCGGGCGCGCGGCGUGCCUUGGGCGUGCCUGCAGGUGUACGGCGGCGGUGCCCCUCGACGGCGUUGCGUGUGCGUGCGUGUUCGUGUGUGUGCCUCUGUGUGAGUGCUGCCCUUUGGAGGGCGGUGCUGUGUCGAUGUCCUCCUAGCCGCAUUCCCCGCCACGGUGGGCGUGCUGCUGCACUGCUAACGCAGUUCGGCGCCCCGGCCGUCGGCGCCAUGGGGGAGUGGCGCCUCCACGGCGACAGCCUGGACCGCCUCGACAGUGUCGGCGCUCGGGUAGCCCCGCCAGCCCGCGCCGUCGGCACCUAGCGCCUCCACCGACGGCUACAACACCGCCACUCUCGUGCCCCCGACGGGUCGCGGUGCGUUUGCAGUGGAGUGCAGUGACCACGCCGGCCCCGCCGGCCCCAUGGCCUCAUGAUGGCAUCGCGACGUAUGGAGCCGGGCUAGCCCUGCCUCGCCUGCCUCGCCCAGCCGGUACCGAGACGAGCCGAGCUGUCUGUUCGCGGCCCAGCCGAUCCAUUGGAUAUCGGAGCCGAGCCGGGCCCGCGACAACAAGAUGGCGCUCCUGGACUCGUGCCUCUGCUGCAGCCUCAUGGUGGCGUCGUUCGUCAUCGGCGUCUACGCGCUGGUCGCGUACGUGAUCGCCUUCGCCGUGGAGCUGUGGUGGAUCGUCGAGUCGGAGGGCGGCCUCCCCGCCCCGGCCCACCUGCUCUGCGCCGGCUACUUCGUUAGUUUGGUGCUGUGCGCCGUCCUGCUGCACGGGCUCACUGUCCGGAGGAGCAUCUGCCUGGUGGUGUGGCUCGUCGGGGUGGCGGCGCUCGCGCUACCCGAGGCGGGCAUGGUGCUGUACAUGGCGCUGCAGUACUGGAGACUCCAAUCGCUGUACGGCCUGACUGAGAUCACCUGUUGGGCCUGCAGGCUAUUUAUUAAUGUUGCCGGCGUGGUGAGUGUUCAGUCCCUGUACUCGUCGUGGAGGGAGGAGUCCGAGGUGAUGCGGCGGCUGCGGGACCUCAACAUGUCCAGCACUAUGUCGAACGGGCGGCGCGGCUCCGUGGCGUCCAGCAACGGCGUGGUGCCGAACCACGGCAUGCUGGGGCUGGCGUACCAGAACGAGGGCUUCGUGGGCUCCAUGAGCCAGCUCAACGGCAAGCCCGCGGGGGGCACGUACGCGGUGCCGCUGCAGCCCCUGCACGCCACCAAACUCAAGAGGUCGGCGUCGUCGGCGUCCCGGCGCUCCACCGCGUCGGCCAUGAGCCUCCCCGCCAUGUCGAUGUCGCCGCUGGGCGGCUACGUCGGCGACGGCUCCGUGUACGGCUACCCCGUGGGACCCCACCUGGGCCACGCCGUCCCCGCCAUGCCCGCCGUGGGGCACCCACUGCUGCCGCCGCCCGGGCCACUGCACCGCACCGACUCAACGAGCGAGUUCAACGCGGCCGCCUUCGACGGCAUGCUCGCGGCGUCGCUCCGCUCCGGCCCCGUGUCCCCCGGCGGGGACGUCGUCGACGGCCCUGGGGUCGCCCCCGGCCGCGCGGCGCGCCUCAGCAAGGCGCAGUCCCUCGUGGACCUGAGCAGGGCGGGGUCGUCCUCGAGGCUCGGGGACUACUGGCGCGUAGAGUCGGUGACGGCGCCCUCGCGGCCCGUGGCCUACAUGGUGCCGUCUACGCGGAGCCUGGACCGGCGGCCACACCGGCCGCGCCGCGCCGUGUCCAUGGCCGACCUCGGCGUCCACGUCCACGGGCCGCCCUUCGUGCACGCCGGGCCCGUGGGCCACAUGGUGGCGCACCCACUGUACUUCAGGGACGCCUACGGCAGGGACUUCCUGUACCCCUCGCCCUACGUGCACCCGAGCAUGCUGUACCGCGGCGCCACCAGCAAGACGUCCCUGGGCGCCGCGUCCGACGACUUCCGGAAGUACCGCGACGUCGCCCUCUGACGAAGACUGCCGCGACGAACUGUGAACAUAGUGCGUGCCAUCGUGAUUUCAUAAAAAAUAGUGACUAACAAAAAUCCCCCUUGCAAGGAGAAACUCAAAUAAAACGGAGUUUUGCUAUUAGGUCGUGAUUGCUCAAAUGUAGGAAGGGACGAAAGUGAGACAGGAAUCACAUUGUCAAACAGUUUCCAAUGACGAAUUUUGUUAUUUAUUUAUUUUACAAAGUAACUAAUAAGCUGAGUCUUCCACCCCCGUGUCGCCCCAAACCGUACCAGAAUUAUAGAUUGAUUUCAACCAGUGUUAAUUGUUUGGUACACUGCAAAUGAAUUAUGAAGCCGUAGGGCUUGGCUAGUCAGACAUGCCAUUCUUAGAUUAUGUACUUAGAUUUUACGGAAAAUAUUACAAUCCAUUGUAAAUGAGCUUUUUAUAAAUAAAUUUUAACGACA
Thrips palmi is the source of this 2395-nucleotide messenger RNA. RefSeq lists its product as uncharacterized. The transcript has 8 exons. NCBI's taxonomy places the organism in Eukaryota, Metazoa, Arthropoda, Insecta, Thysanoptera, Thripidae. The record is from RefSeq and is a predicted model, not a curated record. Bases 576 to 1952 code for a protein of 458 amino acids.